GUCCCAAUAUUCAGGGGCACAGCUUGAGUUUUGACUUUCCAAAAAUUGAUAUGCACCCUUGAGUUUUGACUUUCCGGUUUUGGGUCGUAAAACAACACCCUCGCCGGUCGCGUCUGCAACUCCAGCCGGCCGCCUAUCCAGGCGCCAGUCGCAGCCUUGCAGAGCCGCCGCGACGCCUCUGGUCUCCCUAGGAAUUUUUUUCGAUCAGGGCAUCAGGCAUCUCCGACGCAAUCACGCAGCACUGGGCAGCAGCUUCAUUAUUUAGCAUGACAAAGACGAUGGUGGUGGACCAUGGGAAUAAUGAGUCCGAGGACAGAAAAAGUGUUUCUUUUGCGCGUACCUCAACCAGCUCCAGCUCUUCAUGGACCAGUCCAUCUUGUUUCCCCCAGCAACUGGAAAUUGACAGUGGAAAUGAAUCAGUAUCAGAAGCAGGAGAUAUUGGGGACAGGGCACUUAGCAGCAAUAGGUACAGUCAUAGUGGUAGGCUGUUUUUUUCAGUUGAGAAUGCAGCAGAAAGUGGUCUAGUUGUACCUAUUGCAGAGGAAGGGGUGUGGUCCCACACUGUCUCUCCUUUACCAGCUGAUGCGAUCAUAAAAUCUGGAGAUGGAACAAAGAAUUCCAAUGAAGAGGUGCCAUGGUGGUUGGAAUAUAUUUCAAGCCUAUUGUUUCUGGCUGUUUUCGGAAUAUUAGGGGUAUUGCUGAGGUAUGCUCUUGAGCUAUUGUUUGGGCCAGGAAAUGUGGGCGCUACGAGUGAUCAAAGCUAUAUGUAUCUUGAUCUUCCUCCUAAUAUGGUAUCACCUUCUUACUAUUGGCACAUUCCAAUGAUUGAAACGGCUGAUAAGUGAUAAGCCAUGUUAUUCUUUUGCUACUGAUUCCUCUCAAUUAGUGACCACUUGAGCAGUCUUCAUGAACGAGAUGAAGUUUCUGGAGCACGCACACAGCUUGACUUAAAGAAGAGAAGUUGUCCUGUGACUAGACGAAUGAAACACAUAUUUAGCUAUUUAGCUUGUCCGUAAAUGAAUCUUUGGUGGGAGAGCUGGAAAAAAGGACCCUGCAUCAACACAUUGUCUAAUAAUUACUGCUUAAAUAUGUCAUAUGGAGUAUGCUGUAAAAAAGUACAAAUAUAUACCUGGGGUGGCAUAUUAUGCCCUACUCUCUCUAUAUAUAUUAUUCCAUACUAUCAAUAAAAGAUGUAUCUAGGAACUGUAUACUCCGUAUAAUGGUACCAUUGUCCGUUUGGGGAAAUGGAAUCAAGUAUAAACCUUCAUUAACUGGACCUGCAUAUAUUCUAGUUUUAUUAUUAAUUGGAGUCAUGGUCCAACAGAUCGAAUGAUAGAUUGACAAUGUUUUACGCAUUCAUGGAUUAUAUUAGUUCUUGCACCUUCCGUUUUGAUUUAUUCUUCUCAUUUAAUUGUUUGACAUUCACAGGUUGGUUCAUUUUUAAUGGGGUGGUUUGGAGUGGUUUUCAAAGCAGAAAUUUCCAAAAUUUCGGAGCAGCUGGCUAUUGGAUUAUCAACUGGCUUUCUAGGAAGCCUUACUACGUUUAGUGGUUGGAACCAAAAGAUGCUUGAUCUUAGUGUCGAAGGUCGAUGGGGUUUUGCAAUGCUUGGCAUUCUUAUUGGAUUGUUUCUCGUUGCCUACUCCAUCAUUUUUGGUAUUGAGACUGCAAAAGGUGUUCGACUUGUUUUGAAAAGAGCAAAUAUAAAUCCAAGCUCCUGGAAGGUGAAUAGUCUCAAACGGCAUUUGGCAGUCUCAGUAACAUUGCUACUUACUCUGGCUACUCUAUGGAGUGUGUGUAUAGCCAAGGAAAUAAAGGUAUUUAAAAAGGGAAACAGCGAAUCCCGACUGUGGUUGGGAUGCCUUGUUGGACCAUUUGGUGUUUGGAUCAGGUGGUUCUUAGCACGGUUGAAUGGCCGUGGUUUUGGAAAAUCGGGAUUGUUGAAAUGGGUACCGUUUGGCACCUUAAUUGCCAAUGUCUCUGCAGCCUGUGUCAUGGCCUCACUAGCAGCCUUGAAGAAAGCUGUGAAAACAAAGGACUGUGAUACGGUGGUUGCUGGCGUUCAGUUCGGCCUGCUGGGUUGCCUUAGUACAGUGUCUACCUUUGCUGCUGAAUUUCAUGCCAUGAGAGAGAGCAAACAACCUUGGAGAGCAUAUGCAUAUGCUUUUACUACAAUUAUCUCAUCUUUCAUCCUAGGGACUCUAUUAUAUUCUGUACCAGUGUGGGUGAAGGGUUAUUACUGAUUCACCAAGUUUGUAUAGAAUGAUCAAGUAAAGCUCAACUUUGAAAUAAUCAUAUCAAUGUUAUUUAAAAUAAG
Molecule: messenger RNA, 2315 nt
Organism: Cuscuta epithymum
Lineage: Eukaryota; Viridiplantae; Streptophyta; Magnoliopsida; Solanales; Convolvulaceae
Source: the annotation of a GenBank genome assembly